This is a messenger RNA of Alnus glutinosa, 831 nucleotides long. RefSeq lists its product as uncharacterized. The coding region runs from base 147 to 623 and encodes 158 amino acids. Lineage: Eukaryota; Viridiplantae; Streptophyta; Magnoliopsida; Fagales; Betulaceae. The transcript is spliced from 4 exons. The record is from RefSeq and is a predicted model, not a curated record.
AGAGAGAGAGAGAGAGAGAGAGAGAGAGAUUUAAAGCAAAAGCAAGCAAGAGAGCCUUUAAAAGCAUUACAACAAAAGAAUAGGUAGAGGUGGGUUUUGUGGGAGGAGAGAAGCCAAGAGAGCAGAAACAGUAACCAAAGCAGAAAAUGAGGAACCUUGGGAGCAUUGGCAAUAGUGGGAGGCUAUCAACUGAUCAGGAGAAUGAAGAUGGGGAGAUCACCAAGUUGGCCAUAUCCACACUUGAAGCUCGAGAGGAAGAAAUUGAGAGGAAGAAGAUGGAGGUGAAGGAGAAACUUGAGCUUCAGCUGGGUCGUGCUGAAGAAGAAACCAGGCGCUUGGCACAGAUUUGGGAAGAGCUAGAAGUACUUGGAGAUCCUAUGAAAAAGGAAGUUGCAGCUGUACGUAAGAAGAUUGACAUGGCCAAUCGAGAUUUAAAGCCACUGGGACAGAGCUGCCAGAAGAAGGAGAAGGAAUACAAAGAAGCCCUGGAGGCUUUCAACGAAAAGAACAAAGAAAAAACACAGCUAACAGCCACAUUAAUGGAGUUGCUGACCGAGAGUGAGAGACACAGGACGAAGAAACUCGAAGAGCUGAGCAAGAAUGUAGAAUACAUAGACUACUAAUAUAUUCAAUUGUAAUAAGUGUUUUGGCUUGUGAGCUUGUACUUAAUAUUAUUACCAGUAUUAUAGGUGUUUAAGAAGCCUCUACUCCUCUGACCAACUUUAAACAUGCCUUAUUACCAUUAUGAUUACAUCAUGUCAUAUCAGACUAGGGUCUGAUAACCACUGAAACAGUCAUGCAAUUCAAUAAUAAACCCUUUUUAUGAAGAUA